Messenger RNA from Kalmanozyma brasiliensis GHG001, 8433 nucleotides. RefSeq lists its product as uncharacterized. Lineage: Eukaryota; Fungi; Basidiomycota; Ustilaginomycetes; Ustilaginales. The transcript has a single exon. The record is from RefSeq and is a predicted model, not a curated record. Bases 1 to 8433 code for a protein of 2810 amino acids.
AUGGCGGACGCAGAGGCAGCCGAGCGAGCCGCAAAGGCCGCUCGCGCCAGAGCCAAACUCAAGAAGCAUCAAGCGCAGAAGAAAGCAGCCGCAGAAGCUGAGGCAGAAGGGAGUGCCACUCCUCCUGCCGACAAAGAAGCCGUCGAACCAGAGCCAGCCGCCGAUACGGCCAUCUCGAUACCGAAGGCGGCGGCGGCUGCUGCACCUUCGCAAGCUGAAGCGACAGAGUCGUCUGAGAGCAAGCUGAACAAUGGUGUGAAGGCCGCCGGGGUCUCUGAUCACAGUGCUGAGCUGAACGAGGCUCAGCGCAGGAUCGAAUCGCUCUCUGCCCAGCUCGAAAGCACACAAGAAGAUCUCAAGAAGGCGACAGAGCAGGCUUCAACCCUUGACAGCCAGCUGAAGCAGCACAAAGAAGAGGCCAAGUCUUCGGCAGCGGCCUCGGAGCAAGCGAGGAAGACAGCGACCGACAAGAUCGAGCAAGAUCUGAAGCAGCAGCAGGCAAAAGCAGCAGAGCUCGAGAAGGAGGUCGAGAAACAGCGGGACCUUCUGCAAUCUUCAGAGAAGGAGGCAGCUGCAUCGAAAAAGGCGAUCGCUGAUCUGGAAGCGUCGCAGAAGAAAGCCGCUGAUAGCACGAAGGCGCUCCAGGAUCGACUCAAAAGCAUCGAAUCCGACCAUCACAAGGCGCAGAAUCAGUCGUCAAAGCUCGAGACCAAACUAUCAGACCUUCAGAAGACGAGCGACAAGGCUUCUGCAGAUGCAAAAGAGACAGCCGCGAAACUCAGGGAGGCCGAAAGCAAGAUCAGGGAUGCCGAGGCGAAGAGCCUCUCAGAAGCCCAGAACGCGAAGCAGCUCGAGCAAGACAAGGCCGGUCUACAACGCAGCGUACAAGAGCAGACGAAGGAGGCAGAUGCGCUGCGCCAAGACCUCCAGAAGCGGCAAGCUGCGAUCCAGAAUCUCGAAAAGAAGCUCGCCGAUCCGUCGAAAGCCAACCAGAUUCAGUCGCUGAACAAGCAGGUGGCCGAGGCCAAGGAGAAGAUCUCGAGCCUCGAGACCGACCUGCACGGCAAAGAUCAGAGUCUCAAAAGCUCGGCCGCUGGCAGCGAGAAGCUGACGGCGCAAGUCAAAAAGCUCGAGGAAGAUGCCAAGACGACAUCAAUGACUCUCGCCACUCUCGAGGGCAAGCUUGCCGAAUCCACAGCCCGUGAAGCCAAGAUCAAGUCCACUUUGCAACAGAGCGAGGACAAGAACGCGGACCUCGAAACAUCGCGAGACGAGCUGGAGAAGAAGCACGCCAAAGCCGAAGCCGACAUUCAAAGCUGGACGAAGAAGGCAGAAGCGCAUGCCGAAUCGCUCGCAAAGAGCGAAAAGCAAGCGACCGCCGUCCGAGGUCGUGCUGACGCGGCCGAGACGGAGGUCUCUGCGUUGCGAAAGGAAAAGGAUCAGCUCACUGCUUCGGUCUCUGAGGUCAAGAAGCAAUUUGACUCGCUCACGCAGGAGAACAAGAGACUCGAGCAAGCCAAGGAAGAUGCGCUGAGCACCUCCCAGCAGUCGGACAAGGAGAAGGCGACCGAGAUCAUAGAUCUCAAGAGCAAAGUGCAGCAGCUCGAGGACCAAGCCAAGAAGGACAGCAAGGCGGCAUCGCAGCUCUUAGAGGACGCCAAGUCGCAAGCAAGCAAAUCUGCGAAAGAGGUUCAGGAUCUCACUGCUUCGCUCAAGGCGUCGCAAGACAAGGUGAAGGAUGCCGAGAGUCAGCUCGGAGAGCGCGACAGCACCUUGUCCGCCGCAAAGGAGCAGCAGAAGUCGACGGAGCGAGAUCUCGUCACGGCUUCAGCAGAAGCGCAGAAGGUCACCAAAGAGCUCGAGUCCAUCAAGCUGCAGCUUUCGACGUCCGAGAAGCAACGCACAGAGUCUGCAGACACGAUCACGGAUCUGAAGGAACAACUCAGCAAGUCGCAGAGCAACCACAAGGACCUCUCCGCGUCAUCGGACAAGGUGCAGAAAGAGCUGGCAGCGUCGAAGAACGAGGUGUCCACCUUGCAAACCAAGGAGAAGGAGCUGCUCGCAAAGCACAAAGAGCUCGAAAGCGUCAACUCGAUGAUUCUCGAAGACCUGGCUAUCUUGCGGUCCGAGAUUGCUACGCACAAGACUGGCAAUGCCGCCACUUCGAAGGAGCUCGCUUCGAUCACCUCGAAACACGAUCAGGCUCAGCGCGAUUUGCAGCAAGCGCAGAAGGAUCUGCAAGGGGCACACACCACCAGGGCUGAGCACGAGAAGUCAAUAGCGGACCUGACGUCGCAGCUCAGCACGUCUAAGGGCGAGAGCGGCAAGGUGCAGGACGCAAUCAAGAGCUUGCAGGCCAAAUUCGAGGCGGAAGCCGAAGCGCGCAAGCAAUCUCAAGGAGAGGUGGAGCAGACUCGGGCGGAGCUUGCUGAGGCUGUCAAGCGGGGUGAUGAGCUGGACACGCGACUCCGCUCACUCACAUCUGAGCUGGACGAGUCCAGAGCCGAUCACCAGAAAGCGGCGUUCACUGCGUCGGAUCGACAGAAAGAUCUCGACUCUGUGAAGAGCCAGGCUGCAAAGACCAGUGCAGAGCUCAAAGACGUCAAGGCCGCCCUCGCUCAAUCUGAGAGCGCUCUCAAGACGCUCGAGGCUGAGAAGCAGGAAGCCAACAAAGCUAUCUCGACCCUCCGCGAAGAGCAAUCAGCGUCCGAGGAGAAGGUGAAGAGCCUGACCGCUGACCUGGAUCAAGCGAGAAGCGAUCACGGCGACGCCGUGGGCGAGUCGCAGAAGCAUCAAGCUGCUUCGGCACAAAAGGACAAGGAGCUUUCACAAAGCAGCGAGAGAAUCGCAGCGCAUGAGGCGACCAUCGCUGCACUCCAAGACAAGCAUAGCGGUCUCGAGAGAUCCGCAGCUCAGCUCGCUGAGGCCAAAGCUUCGCUCGGACAUGACCUCGAGGCGUCUCAGUCGGAAGCGCAGGCUCACAAAGCAUCCGCAGAAGCCAAAGCCAAAGACAUCGAGGAUCUCGAAGCCAGACUGUCGACCUCCGAGACAAGCCUCACCAAGACUUCGGAAGAAUUGGCUGCUGCCAAGUCACGCGGCGACGAGCUUGAAGCCAAAGUCCAGGCCACAUCCAAGGACCUCAAAUCGUCGCGAUUGGAGUCGAAGGCCCACAACAAGUCUUCCGAGCAGAAAGCGGAGCAGAUCAAGGUGCUUGAAGCGAGGAUAGCCGACACGGACGCGAAGCUAGCCGAAUCAACGGAUCGAGUUGCCGCCGCCGACGCGCAAAUCAGGACGCUCGAGGGCAAAGUGGUAGAUGGCGACGCCAAGCUCGCCCGUUCCGUUGACGAAGUGACUGCUGCCAAGGAGCAGAUCACGACGCUCCAAGCCGCGAUCGCUGAUAGCGAGGCAAAGCUCGCCAAGUCUGCUGACGAUGUCGCCUCUGCGAACGCACGGAUUGAGGCGUUGGAAGCCAAGAUCGCUGAUGGCGACUCGAAGCUCGCUAAAUCUGUCGGAGAAGCGUCUGCGACCAAGGAGCAAAUCACGCAGCUCCGAGCCGACCUUCUUAGCACCGCAGAGGAGCUCAAGGCGUUCAAAGCUGAAGCCACCGCCAACCAAGCAUCUGCCGACGCAAAGGCGAAAGACCUCGAUGCGCUUCAGUCCAAGCUUCAGCAGUCGGAAAAGAAGUCAGCAGAACUCAACGACGAGCUGGCCACCACUCAGGCCCGCGCCAAGGAUAUCGAGAGCGAGCUUCAGUCGACGAGCAAGCAGCUCGAAGACAUGAGCUUGGAAGCGGACGAGCACAGGUCCAAAGCAGAACAACUUGCAAGCCAUCUCGAGACGGCUCGGGCGCAACACUCUGAGCUCGAGCAAAAGCUGAAGGAGGCCGCUACGGCGCAUGCGGAUAUUUCGAGCUUGUACGAGCAGAAGACCGCCGACCACGAGGCCGCCGAAGCUGAGCUGGAGAAGCAGCGUGCUCUCCUCAGCGAGAAGUCUAAGCACCACGAGGAGGCUCGCGCCGAAGCGAUUGACUUGUCACGGAAGCUCAAGGAGCUGCAGAGCAACCAUGACGAUGCCACGCAGAAUCUGCAAGACGUCCAAGAUAAGCUCGAGGAAGCCAAUGCUGCGCAUGCCGACCUGACGAAACUUCACGAGCAGAAGACGGCGGAUCACGAGGCUGCGGAGGCCGAGCUCGAGAAGCAGCGUGCCUUGGUCAGCGAGAAGACUUCCGCCCACGAGCAGGCUCGAGCGGAAGCCGUCGAUCUCUCGCAGAAGCUUGAGCAGCUGCAUGGAGAGCACGACAACGUCAUCCAGAACCUGCGCGACGUUGAGAUCAAGCUCAAGGACGCCCACGCGGCCCACGUAGACCUGUCAGAACUCCACAAACAAAAGACUGCAGACCACGAAGCCGCAGAGGCUGAGAUCGAGAAGCAGCGCUCGCUGGUUGAACAAACCUCGAACGAGCGCCAGCAGGCCCGAGUUGAAGCGACCGACCUGUCUCAGAAGCUGGGAGAUUUGCAAGCUUCUCACACAGAGGUCCAACAGAACCUGCAAGACGUCGAAGGGCGGCAUCAGGUGCUUAUCGCUCAGCACGAGGAGCAGCAUGAGGCUGCGGAAGCGCAGUCACAAGAGCUCCAGGCGGAGAAGGCAAAAACUGCGGAUCUCGAGUCCAGACUGUCCGAAUCUAUCGCCGCGCACGACAAGACGACCUCGGAGCUUAGGGUCGAGACCGAGAAGGUACGCGACUUGGAGAGCAGGCUCGGUUCAGCAAAUGAAGAGAUCGAGAAGCUCAACAAGCAGGUCGCUGCGAGCAACGAGGAUAUCAGCGCCAAAGUUGACAGCAUUCGUGACCUGGAGAAGAAGCUCUCUACGGCACACGAAGAGAUCACGGAGCGCAACGAGCAGGUCACUGCCGGCGAUACGAGCCUCAAGGCCAAGCAAGAACAGAUCGAGUCGCUUGAGCAGCAGGCGCAAGAGCGUGCCUCGAAGAUCCAGGCUCUCGAGAAGGACUUGGCUGCAGCGCAGAAGUCGUCCAGAGAUGCCAACCUCAAGCACAAGGCUGCGGUGACGGCAGCAUCAAAGCAGCUGGAGGCGCUGAAGGCAGAGCACGAGAAGGCCAGGGCUGAGCACGCAGAUGCUCUCGCCCAAGCGACCGAGGAGCACGAAGCUGCGGCCAAGACUGCCGCUGAAGAGCUUGAUGGCAUCAAGACAGAGUUGGAACAGGCUCGGGCUGAUCAUGCCGCAGCGAUUGCGAAAGCAGAGGAGGAGCAUCAAGCCGCUGCUGAGGCAGCUGCGAAGGAGCUUGAAGACCUCAAGGCUGACCACGCGGCCGCGCUAGCAGAGGCAUCCGAAGAGCAUGCAGCUGAAAUCGAGGCUGCAGUGGACGAGCUCGAAGAGGCGAAAGCAGACCACGCCAAGGCACUCGCUACAGCGUUGCAAGAGCACCAGGCUGCGAUCGACGCUGCGUCCAAAGAGCUCGACGAUACGAAGUCUCAGCAUGCAGACGAACUCACCAAGGCAAUGGAAGAGCACGAAGCUACGAAGGAAGCCGCGUCGAGAGAGCUCGGACGGACGAAAGCCAGUCACGCUGCUGCGCUGACCAAAGCGUCCGAAGAGCACGAGACAGCCACGCAGGCUGCAGCAAAACAGCUGCAGGAGCUGCAGGACGAACACGCUCGCGCACUCUCACAAUUGUCCGACGAAAAGGAAAGUGCAGCUGCGGCUGCUGACAAGCAGAUCCAGACGCUCCAAUCGGAGCUCGAGAAGGCCCAAGCGGAACUUGCACAGGCCUCAGCUGCCGCUACACAGCAGAUAGAAGGUUUGCAAGCGGAUUUGUCGAACCUCGAAGCGGACCACGAGAAGGCUACGGCAGAGUAUGCUGAGUCGAGUGCACUCGCAUCGAAUAAGCUCGAGGAUCUUCAAGCCGAGUUCGCCGCGGCCAAGCAAGAGCACGCAGAAGCCACAGCCCGAGCUGCUGACGAGCAUCAGAGGUCUACAGCUGCCGCAUCGGAGAAGUUCGAGGCUCUCCAGAUACAGCACGAGGAGACCAAGGCGAAGCACGCUGAUGCGAUGCAGACAGCUUCCAAGCAGCUUCAAGAGCUCCAGGUCCUGCACGACAGUACGAAGGACGAGCACUCCUCAGCGAUGCAAGCAGCCAACAAGCGAUUCGAGCAGCUAGCAGCGGCACACGAGACGAGCAAGGAGGAGCACCGAGCUGUGUCCGACCAGCUCACCUCCGAACGAAUCAAGCUCAACGACGAGCUUGCGACCCUGCGCAGGGAGCACGACGAGGCCCUCACUUCCCAUCGCACAGCAAUGGACGACGCGAAAAGCAGGUUCACCCAAGCGACUCAAGAUCACGCCUCGGCAGACGAAGCACGGCUACAGGAAAUCGCUGCGCUCAAAGCCUCACUCGAUAAGGCGCAGAAGCAGCGCGACCAGCAGAUGGCAGCUCACACGACCGAGAUGCUGGACCUGAGCAAAGGGCUGGAGCAAGUGUGGGGCAAGAUCCGUGACAAGGAGGCGGAGCUCGCGGAGCGCGACGAGGAGCUCGCUAUUGUCCGCAGCAAGCUCGGCAGCACCGAGCAGGAUCUCCAGAAGCGGACCGAGGCGGCCGAGGCUGUCAAGAAGCAGCUCGAGCAGGUUAAGGGGGAUCUCGCUGCGCGCGAAAAGGACCUCUCUGCAAGAGAAAGCGACAUCGCCUCGCGAGAUGAACAGAUCAAGGCCUUGCAGAGCGAGCAUGCUGCCACGCUGAAAAGCAAGGACAAGGAGUUGCAAGCCUCUCGCGAUGAGCACGAGCGGACGCAGUCUGAGCUGGAAGCAGCCCGAAGAGCGACCGAUGACGCCAAAGGUGAAGUUACCUCUCGCGACCAGCAGAUCGAGGCUCUCACCAGCGACCAUGCAUCCGUGCUCGAGGCCAAGGACAAGGAUCUGGACCAAGCAACUGAAGAGAUCGAAGACAAGGUACGCGAGCUGGCUGCGCGCGAAGACCACAUCAGGUCGCUGACGGACGACCACGCGCUUGCUCUUCAGAGCAAGCAGCAGGAGCUCGACUCAGCGAACACUCAGAUCGAAGGCGUCACGCGCGACCUGGCUUCGCGGGACGAGCAGAUCCAGACGCUCCACGCGACCCACGCUUCCGCGCUCGAAGCCAAAUCUGCCGAGCUGCAGACGCUUCGCGACGAGCACGCCUCUGCUACGUCAAAGCAGACCGCUCAAGCCAAACGCGAUCUCGCUUCGCGCGAUUCGCAGCUCCAGACUCUGCGCGACGAGCACGCCUCGGCGCUCGAAUCGAAAGAAAAGCAGCUGGAGGAUCUGCGAGAUCAGCACAGGCAAGCGCUUUCCUCGGGCGACCUGUCGCGCAAGCAGAUCGAGCGGGUGAAGCGCGACUUAGCUUCGCGCGAUGAGGAGCUGGAGGUUCUACAUGUCGAUCAUGCGUCUGCGCUCGAUGCGAAGGAUAAACAGCUGCAGAUGCUGAAAAAGGAGCAUGACAAGGCGAUUGCAGGUGAACGGGCGAGAUUCGAAGCCGCCCUAGCCGAGGCGAAAGCAGAGCUCUCUGCGGUGCGGGACGAACUUGCGGUGGUCAAAGCAUCUCUCGACACGGGUGAGGACGAGAAAUCCGCCCGACUCGCCAAGCUGACCAGCGAAAUCAGUGGGUUGAAGAAGAAGCAUCUUACCGCAAAAUCGUCUGGCGAAGCGGCGAGGAAGGAAGUCGUCGAGCUGCGCGCCCAGCUGUCGUCCUUGCGCGAGAGCCAGUCUGGCCAGACGGAGUUGGAAGUGGAAGCGCUGCGGUCGGAGCUCGAGCUGAGCCGAUCGCGUGCGGUUGAAGCCGAAGCGCAACUGGCCGCAAAGGGGAGAUCGCAUAGCAGUGUCGAACUGGACGAUUUGGUGGCCACGCACGAGCUCGAGCUGAGCGCGUUGAGGACGAUGAUCCGGAAGUUGGAGGCGAGCGUGUUUGGCGAGACGGAGAAGGCGCAUCGCGCUACGCGACGGGUGAUUGAGUUGGAGGAGCGGUUGCGUACCACCUCCGCGCCUGCUGUCAACGGGGACGGGGAAGGGAAAGGCAAGGUAAGGAGUCAUAAGAGGAGCGCGACGCACGUGCCGGCCUUAUCGCCGCUCGCAGAACGGGAAGCCUUCGAGGUACCACCCCAACCCGAGGCGGACGCCCCAAGAAGAGGAAUCCGCACCGUCACAGCCGAAGAACUCCCCCUCCCCGCCGCACAGCGACACCGACGUAGAGAAAGCCUCCAGAUGCUAGCCGCCCGCAUCGAACCCACCCAACCGCAAGCAAGAGGUCACACAUCGGCAGGUUCAACGGGCGCAAACGCUCUGGCGCCGACAAAGGAGGGCAAGGUGGCAGGUCGCAAACAGGCCCAGUUCGCAAACGAUGAGCUGCUCUACUGCGCUUGUUGCAGGGACGAUCUCAUCAUCGUUUAG